Trichosporon asahii var. asahii CBS 2479 is the source of this 903-nucleotide messenger RNA. RefSeq lists its product as uncharacterized. Gene Ontology annotation, cellular component: nuclear outer membrane-endoplasmic reticulum membrane network; endoplasmic reticulum; ribonucleoprotein complex. Lineage: Eukaryota; Fungi; Basidiomycota; Tremellomycetes; Trichosporonales; Trichosporonaceae. The transcript has 4 exons. Gene Ontology annotation, molecular function: mRNA binding. Bases 1 to 903 code for a protein of 300 amino acids. The record is from RefSeq and is a predicted model, not a curated record. Gene Ontology annotation, biological process: intracellular mRNA localization.
AUGCCUCCCCCCACCGCCUCCCUCAACCCCAAGGCGCCCCACCCCAAGACGGGCGGCAACGACCGGGCUGAGGACCACGUCGGCGGAAAGCCCGACCAGAAGAAGUACAACGAUGAGCAGGACGCCCUCACCAAGGAGAUCGCUCAGGUCAAGACCAAGCUUGACGCUGUCCGCUCCCGUAUCGACCUCAGCCGGGCGCCCAAGUCGGACGACCGCCGGUCGCAGCUCAAGGCUGAGAUGGACGGCCUUCGCGGCGAGCAGGGCAAGUUCAAGGACGAGCGGAACAAGCUGUUCACGGAGAUGCGCAAGCUGCAGGACAAUCUGAACAAGAAGAUCAAGGACGUCAACGCCCAGCGCCAGAAGACCGGCUUCAAGAACGCCUCCGAGCUCGAGUCACAGGUUGAGUCUGGCUCGAUGAAGCUUGUCGACGAGAAGCGGGCGCUCCAGGAGAUCUCCCAGCUCCGCCGUGCCCAGAAGACGAUGGAGAACUCUGCGUCGUCGGACGAGGCUAUCGCUGCCGACAAGGCGCGAAUCGACGAGCUCAAGGCUAAGCUCGAUGACCCCGAGGCGAAGAAGGUCAGCGACCGCUUCGACUCGCUCAAGAAGGAGAUGGACGCGCUUCGUGCCGAGGGCGACAAGGCGUACCAGGAGCGUAACAAGCUGUUUGACGAGCGCCGCGCCCUCGAGAAGCAGAUGGACGAGCUCUACGGCAAGAAGCGCGCCUCGGCUCAGGCGUACAACGAGGCCAAGGACGCCUACUACGCCAAGGUGCAGGCUAUCCGACAGGCGCGCCAGGAGAAGUUCAAGGCGGAGAAACAGAGGUUGCAGUGGUCCAUCGGCUUCAUCGAGUCCUGCCCUAUGCGCCGGGCCUGGUUCUGCUUCCGCAGCAGCGAGCGCUCAUAG